AUGCCUCUCGUACGGCACGUACGAGCCCCAUCCGCGAGUCCCCGUGACCUCUAUAUCCCCUCCAUGCACAACCGCCCGCCGCUGAAGCCGGGCAAGGUGUCCCCCAAGCUGCCCGUACCCGCACACAUCCGCAAACCCCCCUACGCCGACCGGGGUGACUUCCCGCCCUGGGCGGACCGCAGCCAGGUGCACGGCGAGGAGGGCAAGCGGCGCAUGCGCGCCUCCGGUCGCCUGGCUGCCCGCGUGCUGGAGUUCGCGGGCAGCCUGGUGCGCCCCGGAGUGACUACGGAUGAAAUCGACAAGGCCGUACAUGCCAUGAUCAUUGAGAACGGGGCCUACCCCUCUCCGCUCAACUACGGCAAGUUCCCCAAGUCUGUAUGUACGUCAGUCAACGAAUGCGUGUGCCACGGUAUCCCCGACGACCGGCCCCUGGAGGCGGGGGACAUCGUCAACAUCGACGUCACCGUGUUUCUAGAUGGCUACCACGGAGAUACGAGCAGGAUGUUCUUUGUGGAGUGGGAGGCUUCUGGGCCGCUUUAUCACAUUAAUAUUGCGGACAAGCACAAGUACGGCGUCAUUCGGGACUACGUGGGUCACGGAGUGGGUCAGUCCUUUCACAGCCACCCCACCAUAUUCCACUACAAGAACAGCCAGCCGGGGGUCAUGCAGCUCGGGGAGACGUUCACCAUCGAGCCCAUGAUCGUGCAGGGUGCGACCAAGUGCGACACGUGGCGGGACAACUGGACGGUGGUUACCAAGGACCGCGGGCUAGCUGCCCAGUUUGAACACACCCUCCUCAUCACUGAGGGGGGGGCGGAGAUCCUCACCAAGCUAGAGUGA
Messenger RNA from Volvox carteri f. nagariensis, 840 nucleotides. RefSeq lists its product as uncharacterized. Gene Ontology annotation, molecular function: metalloaminopeptidase activity. The record is from RefSeq and is a predicted model, not a curated record. The coding region runs from base 1 to 840 and encodes 279 amino acids. The transcript has 8 exons. Gene Ontology annotation, biological process: proteolysis. Lineage: Eukaryota; Viridiplantae; Chlorophyta; Chlorophyceae; Chlamydomonadales; Volvocaceae.